This is a messenger RNA of Eupeodes corollae, 600 nucleotides long. Its product is annotated as 14-3-3 protein epsilon-like. The coding region runs from base 142 to 600 and encodes 152 amino acids. The record is from RefSeq and is a predicted model, not a curated record. Lineage: Eukaryota; Metazoa; Arthropoda; Insecta; Diptera; Syrphidae. Gene Ontology annotation, biological process: signal transduction. Gene Ontology annotation, cellular component: cytoplasm. The transcript has a single exon.
AUUCGCAGAUUUUCUUCUUUUCUUUGGAUUACUUUUCAAGGAUUAUAAAGCAACUUAUUUCUCGGAGACAACACGAUGUCUGAACGCGAAAAUAAUUUUUACAAGGCUAAAUGGGCUGAACAAGCCUAACGCUAUGAUGAAAUGGUUGAGGCCAUGAAGAAAGUCGCAUCCAUGGAUGUUGAACUUACGGUUGAAGAGAGAAACCUUCUAUCAGUCGCAUAUAAAAAUGUGAUUGGAGCUCGUCGUGCCUCAUGGCGAAUAAUCACUUCAAUCGAACAGAAGGAAGAAAACAAAGGAGCCGAAGAGAAGCUUGAAAUGAUCAAAACUUAUUGCGGUCAAGUGGAACAAGAAUUGCACGAUAUUUGUUCCGAUAUUCUAAAUGUAUUGGAAAAACAUCUCAUGCCAUGUGCCACAUGUGGCGAGAGUAAAGUAUUUUAUUAUAAAAUGAAGUGUGAUCAUCAUCGUUAUUUGGCUGAAUUCGCUACCGGAUCGGAUAGUAAGGAUGCCGCUGAGAACUCACUGAUCGCCUAUAAGACUGCCAGCGAUAUCGCCAUGAACGAUCUUCCUCCAACACAUCCAAUUCGUUUUUUAUUCAUCUAG